UUUGCUCACUCUAAGUGCAGCUGCUAAAAUCUUAACACCAGCAACUACUGACUGCCCAUUUUAUUUACGAUCCUUCACUCCCCAAUUUGAACUCGUCUUCCUUCAAUUCUCCGCCACAACAAUCGUCUUUCCCUCCUUUCGAUUCUCACGGGCCGUAUCAACUGCCAAAUCAGCCUCCAUCACAAACACCACCGCCGCCCUAUUAUCCACCGUUCGAUCACCAUCAGGCGCCUCCUCCCAGCUAUGCACCUCCACAAAACCCAAUCCCUAACCCUAAUCCUAACCCAGUCCGAUGUACUCGGCGGCUCCGUAAGGUCAGGUUACUGCCGGAGAGUCUUGGUCAGAACACCUUGGAUGUUCUCUGCCAGAGAGAGAGCGAGAGACAUCUAAGUGUAGCCGCUCCCUCUAGGGUUAAGCUUCACUCUUCCUGUCGGACCAAAUCGUAGCCAUGGCCGAAGUGAUGGCGCCUCCUCCGACUGAGCCGGCAGCUGCCAUUGUUCUGGAACCCCCUACAGCCUCACAACGAUGUCAAGCUCUUCAACCGCUGGAGCUUCGAAGAAUACAUAAUAAUCAAAUGACUAUGGUCCAAUUGAAAGGAAAUCCCCAAACCAAUUCAGCUUAUUUAAUCAAGUUGGAAUUGGUGGCAGCUAAGAAUCUUAUUGGUGCAAACUUAAAUGGCACAUCAGAUCCGUAUGCUAUUAUUACUUGUGGUACACAAAAGCGAUUCAGCUCAAUGGUUCCUGGCUCAAGAAAUCCCAUGUGGGGAGAGGAGUUUAAUUUUGCUGCUGAGGAGCUUCCUGUUAAGGUAGUAAUCAUGAUUUAUGAUCCAUACCAUUCUUAUAGUUACGGAUCCAAAACAUAGUUGUGGGACAAUUUUGAGAAAAUUAGUGUCAUGACCUUUUAAAUCAA
This is a messenger RNA of Quercus robur (English oak), 909 nucleotides long. Its product is annotated as BAG-associated GRAM protein 1-like. The transcript is spliced from 6 exons. Lineage: Eukaryota; Viridiplantae; Streptophyta; Magnoliopsida; Fagales; Fagaceae. The record is from RefSeq and is a predicted model, not a curated record. Bases 449 to 862 code for a protein of 137 amino acids.